Molecule: messenger RNA, 5404 nt
Organism: Caenorhabditis elegans
Lineage: Eukaryota; Metazoa; Nematoda; Chromadorea; Rhabditida; Rhabditidae
Gene: denn-4
Product: DENN domain type RAB GEF
Exons: 22
Coding region: 7-4641 (1544 amino acids)
Cellular component (GO): cytoplasm
Molecular function (GO): guanyl-nucleotide exchange factor activity
Source: RefSeq, marked reviewed
AAAUCGAUGAGUAGUGGUGCCGGGUUAACCGGAUCACACGAUGAACGACGACUUUUCGAACAUUUUGUCAUAGCCGGUUUGGCCGAAAAUCAGCCGCUGGAACGUCUAAAACCGUCGUCCGAGGAAUGUGGGCUCCGAAAUACGCAACCACUGGCUCCGAUCACCGACAUUGCCGUCAUUUUCCCGAGUCUCGGUGAAAAACCGCCCGAUGGUUUCGACGUUAUCGAAUCGACUACACUGGGCUACCCGGCAGACCUGAAUCACGGCUCCAUAGGCCAAAAAUCAGUGUUUUUAUGCUACAAAAGAGGUUAUAACAAGCUUCCACUAGUUGAUAUUGGAAUUUUGGACGAAGGACGUGGUGAUAAGCCAAUGAUUGAUUCGAAUGUAGUUCAGACGACACCGUUUGGGCGGUGUGCAAGUGUUAAUAACGCUUCACAGGGAAUCUACCUCACCUAUCGACGAGCUCCACCAAACUCUUCACAGAGCCAAUUCGUAGUGACAGAUAUCAAAGUUAUUCUGGCGAAUAAGGGAGAAAUCCCACCGCACACCUACUACAAAAUCACCAAAAACCUGAAUAAAGGUCUCGUCGGUUCGGAUGUCUUCAUUUGUUAUAAGAAAUCACAGGGAACAGCGAAACGGUUGGCCUAUAAGCCGGCAGUUUUGGAUUAUUUCCCCCGAAGUGAUCAUUCGGGUGAAAUGGAAGAUUUUAAGCUCGCACAGAACGUUGCAAUGUUCUGCCUACCGAUGGGAGCACUUAUCGAGUGUUGGCCUACGAAAUGUGCACCUCCUGAUCGCAGUUUUUCCACUUUUGUGCUCACUGAUGAGAAUGGUACAAAAUUCUACGGCUCCGCAGUAACGUUUUACGAAAAAUAUACAAAACAGUUGAGCGAAGAUCAAUUGGAACAAUUGGACCUGAAAAGUGACGAAGGUGGAACUGUGGAGGAUUCUGGCAGUAAUAAUGAUCCAGCUGAUGAUAUUCUCUUCUACAAAAAUGUGUCAAUAUGUCUGAUAUCGCGUUUUCCGUUCUUCAACUCAUUCAAACGAUUUCUCUUCUUUCUACACAGAAUGUCAUCGACACCGAGUUGUUCACAUCCAGUGCCAAUUGAACGAUACAUUUCUCAUUUGAUGUACGAAGUUUCGUUCCCAACACCCCGCCGCCCACGCGUUUUCAUGCAACUUGGCGCUGAAAAUAUCAGUUUUGACUCACAUGAUGAUAGUCAACUCCCGUUGAACGGAGCUCAACUAAUCGAUACUCUAAAAUAUCUUGGAAGUGAAAAUCUCAUGUAUUUGAUGCUUCUGGCGCUGCUCGAGCAGAAAAUUUUGAUUCAUAGUUUACGACCAUGGAUGCUUGCCGCCGUAGCCGAAUCAGUGUGUGCUCUGAUGUUCCCAUUCCAUUGGCAAUGCCCAUACAUCCCACAAUGUCCGUUGGGACUUGCCGGCGUACUCCAUGCCCCGCUUCCAUUCAUCGCCGGCGUCGAUUCCCGAUACUUUGAGCUUUACGAAGAUCCACCUGAUGACGUCACCUGCUUCGAUUUGGACACAAGUACGAUCAGUUUUUCGACAGUCCGCGCCACUUUCAAAACGUCGAUGUUGCCGAAAAAACCGGCAAAACAGCUGAAAUCGGCGUUGGAGGAUAUAUUUGGAAAGCUGCAGAAACAGGAUUAUUCGACAAAUUCAAAAAGUGAUGGAGGAUUUAUUCCAGUAGAUCAGGAUUUGGUAAAACAGCGACAACGACGAGAGUUCGAGAAUGAAAUUCACGAUGCUUUUUUGAAAUUCAUCGCGAGUAUUAUGAAGGGAUAUCAAGCGUUUUUAAGGCCUAUCAAGGGGGCUCCAAUGACUGAACAUGCUACAGAUACUGGGAAUUUGUUCGAUUUGGAUGGGUUUUUAAGAUCCCGUGACCGUUCGUCUGCAGACUUUUACAAACGAUUCUCGGAGACGCAGUCUUUUAUGAGAUUUAUAGAGGAACGAAGCUUUGUAUCGGAUAAAAACACAUAUAAUGCAUUCUUCGAUGAUUGUAUUGCAAAGUUGACGAGCGCAGUGGAAGACGGUCGAGAUAUCAGUGGAGUUCAACUUUUAGAGCCCGACACAUCGCACAGCCACACUACGAGUACGAUUAACGCGUUAGCUGAUACAAGGACGUCUAUGGUCUUCAUCCCGGCACCGGAGCCAUUUUUGAAUCAGGAGACUGGCGAAGAGCUGCAAUUUGUCUAUGGGGAAUUCCCGUCGAAAAUGCGAAGCGAGUACUUCCAACUGGAUCGACUUGAGAAAAAUGGGAAAGAUGGGGAAAAGGUUCCCAUGCAUUUUGAAGCAUCCCGUUGCUCGGCAGUUCGCACAAAACCGGAAACCCGUUCCUCGUUGCUAGCCGCCACAAAUGCUGUGAAAACCAACCCGCUUCAUUGGUCAAAAACGCUUCUGUUCUACUCAUAUUCACUAUGGUUCAUGCAAUUGGAUAGCCUCCUCACCGCUGCUCCAAACAAGAAGAAAAUACUUCGUCUGGCAUUUAAUGUGCUCGAUCGAAUGGAAAAAACCGAGAUUUUCCCGCUCGAUCAAGUAUGCUAUCGAAUUCUUAUCGAACUUUGCGGAAAAUAUUCGGAGCCCGAGAUGGCUGUCAAGGUUAUGAGAGCCAUGCAAAGAGCUGGGCUUGAACAGAACGCCGUCACCUAUGGAAUCUACCACCGCGCCGUUAUGGAUGCCACGUGGCCGUCGCCAGCUCGCCAAAAAGCCAUAAAAAUGUGGAAUUUGCUGAGAAUUGUGCUCACCGGCGCCGAAACUCUCCGAAAAUGGGCGAAUUUGGAAAGAAGACCGCUGAAAAUUGAUGAAAAAUCGGUGGAAAACACGGAAAAUGCUGAGAAUGUGCAGGCGGAGAUCACGGUGGAUUAUCAGAUUACCAGCUAUCCACUGGAUUCUGUGGAAAAUUCGCCGAAAAUGACCCCAAAACGGCACAAUUUGGAGCAAAAAGAGCCGCUGAUGGAUCCACUGGGUGCUCUGGGCCCCCUGGAAGCUGAAAAUUUGGAAGUUUCACGCGAAAAAACCAAGGAACGAUCAAAAUCGCUGGGAAAAGUUGGAAUGUCGCCAGCGAGAGCGAAAUUCUUUGCCGAUCACGCUACACUGCCAUUUUCCAACGAAAAUACGCCGAAAUCCGAUAAAAAAGAGGCAAAAAGUGGAUGGUUUAAGGGAAUUGCGAAUAGUCCAAUGUUUAAAAUGAUUAAAAGUACUACUUUUGAUUCUUCCAAACAAAACUCUGCUGAAUCAUCAAGUGAAACUAGCUCAAUAACCGGAGCUUCUCCAUCAUUCCAUUCCGUAGUAAAUCAAUUCAAAAAGGGAUACGAUGACGUCAUGCCGUCUCGAUUCCGUCUCGGCGUUUCCACACUAUUGAACAAAUCCGUCGGUGCAAUGGGCUCUGGAAUGAUUUAUUCGGACGAUCGGGCUUCUGCGGAAAAUCCGUUCUUUGUGAAUCCAAAAGAUCCGGCUUAUGUGCUAGAUUCGGGCGUACCGAACUGUCUGCUGCGGGAGGAAUAUUGGAUGCGUGAGGUGUAUUUGCAGUUGAAACGGAGCCGUGAGCGGGUUGAAAAGGGUCAGAAAAGCGAGGAAAACGAGGAGAUUUCCGAUGGAAUAGCGGAUUUCCCCCAAUUCUCCGCAAAAACUCCAGGAAAACUGGAGGUGAUCCUGUGCACCGCCACCUACUGCCCGUCAUGCCGAACAAUGGUCUACGAUGAGGAAAUCAUGGCCGGCUGGAAAGUUGACGAUCAGAAUUUGAACACAAUAUGCCCACACUGCUCGGGAAGCGGAACGGCGACAGACGCCGUCUCCAACGAAACCGCAGCCAUUCAGGAGAGCGUUUUCGCGCCGAGACUCAAAAUUCGAAUGAGAUGGAUUGAGGAGAUGAAGAGUAGUUGGUAUCAGCCUGGUGGACUGCAGGAGACACCGAUUUCGACUCCCGAAAAAACGACGUCCACUCCCUCGGAUAUCCAGCUUGAAGUUGCAUUUGUAAGCCCAUUGGUGCUCCGUCGUGAGCUUGAAACACUCCUAUCCACUGAUAAGGACGCGAUGAGGAAUGAAUCGCUGAAAACGACGCAUCCGGUGGUUUUCUGGAAUUUGAUAUACUAUUUGAGAAGACUCUCCCUUCCGAGCCAUUUAUUCUCGUGGAUUGCCGAACGUCAUCACAUUCGUUGCGUCUUUGAUCUACCAACACAACACGACGAAACCCGUCUCCCAUUGUACUUUUACAACCCGAAUCACGAUGGAAACGCGCCAAGUUUCGGCGAUUUUACCGAAAAAAUCACCCGAAAAUUGGAGGAUGGCUCGGAUUCGACGGGCUAUGCUACAUGGAAGACGGUCACCGACUCGGUGAACAAGAAUUUGCUGUUUAAGGCAGUUCAGACACUGGUCAACUCGUCGCGAUUGGUGAAAAAUGGAAGUGUUCAUGUUGGAGCACAUUUUCCCAUUUUUAGAGACAUUCAAUUCGCAUCGAUUGACGUAUUUGGCAGAGCACUGCUUCGUGAUGCUCUCGACACUCAAUACGACUCGGAAUCCAACAAAUUACCGCCGAAAAUCAAGGAAAUCCUUCCGCUUCAGGAUCAUCCGUUGUCCCAUGUCACCCGAGCGUGCCGCAAAGUUUUCAUGCCAUUGGACCUAUUUUAAUCACUUUUUUUUUUGCUUUUUUGUGUAGAAAUUUGGGAUUUUUCGCGUUUUUCUUACCCAGGAAAUUUGAGAAAAAAGAUUUUGAAAAAAUUCGAAAAAAAAAAUUUUUUCGGAAAAUUUCAGAUUUUUUCAAAAAAUUGUGGGGGCUUUGCAAUUUUGAAAAAUGCGAAAAAAAAAUUUUCUAAUUUUUGGCAUUUUUUUCUAGAAAAAAAUUGAGAAAAUAUCGAUUUUUUUCAAAAAGUAUGAAUUUUCAAUUUUUUUUUAAUUUCUGAAGAAAGCCCCAUUUAAAAAAAUUUCGAUUUUUCUAGAAAUCAAUAUUUGAAGAAAAUUUAAAUUUCAAAUUUUCCGGAAAUUUUUUGAAAAAAAUUUUUUUUUCAAUUUUUUCAAUUUUCCAAAAAAUCUGAAAAUUUGCAGUUUUUGAACAUUUUAACAAAAAAUUAUAAAAUUUCGAGAAAAAUUAUCACUUUUACAAAAAAAAUCCCAUUUUUAGCCAAUUUUCUUCAUUUUUUCUGUAUAAUUGUAUGUUUUCUUUAUAAUUUUUCCUAUUUUUCUCUAUUUUUCCCCCAUUUUUCUUUAAAUUUUUCACAAUUUCUUCCCCCUGUACGAGUGCCCUUUUUUCCCCUUCAUAGUUGUGACCGAAAAAUCAAAAAAAUUUCUAGUGUUGUUCUUUUUAAUGUUACUGUGAUUCUCUCCAAUUGCUUCUGAUGAUAUAAUUUUUUAAUUCUUUUGGAUCACUGAAUUAUAAGACUUUUAUCGACGGAAA